UGCUUGGUGGCUACAUAUGAGUUCGCGUUGUCAUCCAGUCAUCCUCUGGCUGAUAAAGCUUUCGAUCGAAGGGUAAUUACCACAUCACUAGUGUGAUUUUUGCUGAAGAAAACUUAUCUCUACAUUGAAAGUCUUCGGUUUGAUGAUGGAUUGACGUUUUUUUUCCUGUUCGGCAAAACUGGUGUAUUCCCUCAAAGUCACGGAGGACUUCAGCGCAAUCUGAUGGCAUGAAUAAUUUUUCUUAAAAUUGUGUUUCAUCUUUCUUUAAUCUUACCUAAUUUUCCCUACGGGAUCGAGUAAAACUACAGUCGCCUGGGAACAUGUCAUCGGACUCGCAUGAAAAAGCGUACACAGAUGCGCUGGACAUGGACGAGGUGGGAGCCAUCGAAGUCAUGCGGGCGUUCAACCAGGUGGUCACCAAAGAGCCCGGCAACUACUCCUUCUCCUCCUACUACCAGCACUCUCGGCCGGUGGCGGCCGUCGUCAUGUUCGCCUACAUCUUCAUCUUCUUCCUCUGCAUGAUCGGCAACACGCUUGUCUGUCUGAUCGUGGUGAGGAACCGGCAGAUGAGGACCGUCACCAACAUCUUCAUCCUGAACCUGGCGAUUAGCGAUCUCUUAGUAGGCAUCCUGUGCUUGCCAAUCACACUUGCUGACAACUUGAUAACAGGAUGGCCAUUUGAUGAAGUGGUUUGUAUAAUGAGUGGACUCGUGCAAGGAGCAUCUGUUUCCGCGUCGGUGUUUACUUUGGUGGCCAUUGCCGUGGAAAGGUUCCGAUGUAUUGUCUACCCAUUCCAACAGAAACUCACCCAGAAGCAAGCCAUCAUCACCAUCGCCUUCAUCUGGACCUUAGCCUUCAUCAUCAUGUGUCCUUCCGCCGCCACCCUGACGGUGACCAAAGACGACUUUCAUUUCAUGAUGGACGUCGACAACAACACCUACCCGCUGUACACCUGCUGGGAGGAUUGGCCCGACCAAAGCAUGCACAAGAUCUACACCACCGUGCUCUUCUCGCACAUCUACCUGGCGCCCGUCACCAUCAUCGUCAUCAUGUACACGCGCGUGGCCGUCAAGCUCUUCAAGUCGCCGGUGCAGCUCCGCGAGGGCCGCGCUGAGGAUGACGGCCGGCGCGUCUACCGCCGCAAGAUCAAGGUCAUCCACAUGCUCCUGAUCGUGGCCAUGCUCUUCACCGUGUCCUGGCUGCCGCUGUGGACCCUGAUCAUGCUGACGGACUACGGCAACAUGACGCCAAGCCAGAUCAACAUGGUGUCGGCGUACAUCUUCCCGUUCGCCCACUGGCUGGCGUUCUUCAACAGCAGCGUCAACCCCAUCGUGUACGGCUACUUCAACGAGAACUUCCGCCGCGGCUUCCAGGCGGCGUUCAAGUUCCAGCUGUGCAUGGUGGAGCUGCCCAGCAUGGUGAAUGCCAGGAGGCCCGGCGUGGGCCGGCACAACCGGGUGUUCAUAGACAGCCAGCCCGUGGAGCCUCAGGCCGGCGCCAGUGCCAGCGCCAGGAGGAGAGAGUUCUGUAGCCAGGAGAAGCAGGACGAGCUCGUGCUGGAGGACAUGGACUGAGGGCGGUGUGCUGUGUGCUGUGGGCUUGUUUGAGAAGGUGAAUUUCCUCCCUUCUCACCGUGACGACUCACAAGAGGAGUUUGGCCCCGAUGUGGGGUGGACUCCCCCAUCACAAUGGUUGGGUCCGGGCUCCCCCACUACGGUCCUUAUUGGACCAAUCUAGCCCGAGUGGCUGCCCUAUUUAAAGGGUGCCUCACACCAUGAGGGGGGAGCUUUUGGGAGAGACAGGCAUGAGAGGCUGUGAAAGGCGUACAAGAGCAAAAAACAUUUUCCUGCUGUGAGGUUAAGUUUAAUUUAUCUAGAUGUUUUUGUGCUUAGUUUCUGUGUCUGGUUUUGUGCCUAGUAUGUGCCUAGAAUGUGCCAAGCAGGUGCCUAGUUCCCUAGUGACCUGAGUACGUUGAGUACUGCGGGUAUUUUGAUUAAUGUGUGUUGAUUUUGUGGGCACAUGUUUUGGGGUCGAAACUAGAGUUCCCCCCUUGUAAAUAAAUAUAUUUUUUAUAAGAGCCACCAUCUCCUGCACUGUGUUUCCCCCCACUUCACCACCAAGUCCAGUUGUCCACAUCCCAAAACGUGGGGUGAGCUAGCUCUCCUCGCUCGUCUUACCUGGAUGUACUUCAUCAUGAGGUCAUGGUAAAGUUUGUGUCUCAGGUACCUGUGAAAUGGGAGACAAUGUUUCAGAUAGUGGACAAAGACUGCAAUGGUGGACAAAGACUGAGAUGAUGGACAAAGUUUGAGAUAGUAGACAAAGACUGAGGUGGUGGACAAAGACUAAUAUGAUGGAAUCAUCUGGAAGUGUAAUUAGCUUUACCAAAGC
Messenger RNA from Clupea harengus (Atlantic herring), 2388 nucleotides. RefSeq names its product neuropeptide FF receptor 1 (gene npffr1). Gene Ontology annotation, biological process: G protein-coupled receptor signaling pathway; cellular response to hormone stimulus. Gene Ontology annotation, cellular component: plasma membrane. NCBI's taxonomy places the organism in Eukaryota, Metazoa, Chordata, Actinopteri, Clupeiformes, Clupeidae. Gene Ontology annotation, molecular function: neuropeptide receptor activity; peptide binding. The record is from RefSeq and is a predicted model, not a curated record.